Syngnathoides biaculeatus (alligator pipefish) is the source of this 2443-nucleotide messenger RNA. It is a transcript of the gene rhebl1, whose product is annotated as Ras homolog, mTORC1 binding like 1. Gene Ontology annotation, molecular function: GTPase activity; GDP binding; GTP binding. The coding region runs from base 617 to 1171 and encodes 184 amino acids. The transcript is spliced from 8 exons. Gene Ontology annotation, biological process: small GTPase-mediated signal transduction. The record is from RefSeq and is a predicted model, not a curated record. Lineage: Eukaryota; Metazoa; Chordata; Actinopteri; Syngnathiformes; Syngnathidae. Gene Ontology annotation, cellular component: plasma membrane.
CGGAUAAUACAUUAAAAAAAAAAUACAAUUGGCAUAGCCGGAACAUGCUAUGCAGGGGUUAAACACAGCGUGUUAGUACUUUUGUCAUGUCGAACACUUUGUUGUCCUGCCUGGAAAGGUCGAGUUGAACGCGGUGCCAAACAUCCGCCACAGUGGCUCGCAGGGCGCCGGGAGCGACCCCUGGUGCCACGUGAGUCGCUUUGCAGCACUAGUGACGUAGGGGCUGCCAUUUACGACGGUGUGCUUACACAAUGACACUUUCCGUUACUUUAGCCUGCGAGUUGUAACCGCGUUGGGAGGGGGGAGGAAACGGAUAUCUUAUUUCAAAACCCAUUCACGUUCGGAACAUUGUUUCAAGAUUUCGACUUAUGAGCGACAUCGUACACUGUACUGGAUUGAGAACAAGCAAUUCCCCCCCCGUGAAAAAAGUACAAAGCGUACUUCCUGUGGUGAAACUGCUUCGAGCUGGUAAAGCAGGCCCGGCGCGGAGCUCCCCCAAAAGUUUGUUGUUGUCACGUGACGCGAGACGAAUGUGGCGAUAAAAGUUAGUCCGGAGCGUCAAACUACCUUCACGCGCUACAACAGUUGAAAGGUCAUCGACGCCGUGUCCGCCGCGAUGCCUCAGCCGAAGUACCGAAAGAUUGCUGUGAUUGGUUACAGAUCUGUAGGGAAGUCAUCUCUCACAAUACAGUUUGUGGAAGGACAGUUUGUGGACUCCUAUGACCCCACAAUUGAAAACACAUUCAAUAAAAUGGUCAGCGUCAAUUGUCAAGACUUCAAUCUUCAACUGGUUGACACUGCUGGACAAGACGAAUACUCCAUUUUUCCACAGUCCCACUCAAUGGACAUUCACGGCUAUGUCCUUGUUUAUUCUGUGACAUCCAUGAAGAGUUUCGAGGUUGUUCAGGUUCUACAUGACAAACUGCUGGAUAUGGUUGGAAAGAUUCAGGUUCCAACCGUUCUUGUUGGUAACAAAAAAGAUCUCCACAUGGAAAGGGUCAUCAAACCAGAGGAGGGAAAGAAGCUUGCUGAUUCCUGGGGUGCUGCUUUCAUGGAGUCCUCAGCCAAGGAGAAUGAGACAGCCGUGGAGGUUUUCAAGCGAAUCAUAUUGGAGAUGGAGAAAGCUGACGGGAAUGUCCCGCCGGAGGAGAAAAAGUGUGCCAUGAUGUAAGUGCGUAUUGAGGACUUGGUGAAAGUAACUUUCUGAAGACAGGAGGCUCGGCUCCACCAGCGCACCGACGGCGACCUCGCCAACAAGACCUGGCAGGGCCGGCAUCUUCAAUUCAUGCCAAACUAUUCCAGAAGACGCAGCUCAGGCAAACAAAUACCUUCAUUGGACAUUUCUGUUGAUGGGUGGGUAUCAUUUUAGCCCUAAGAAAACACAGAUCCUCAUUAACUGUAUCCAGGAUUCCCUUAUUUAACGGCAAUUAUGUGUGAACGCAACAUCGGGUUGCGUAAUUUUGGAGUGGUCGUGUAUAGUGGCGGUGGCGGCGGUGGCUUGACAGUUGUUGAUUCCCAGUUCACAUUGCUCUAAAUGUGGUGGUUGAUUUUGUCCCAGUGGUGGACUGCCUCGGGUGCUGUACUCCGAGCCUUCACAAAACACUCUUUCCACAUUUCUUUCCAUUGUUAUGUUUUCAGGUUUCUUUCAAGCCAUUUAUACAUACAGCCGCUCACCUGUGAGUUUUUCUGCUGAGCAGAUUAGACCGCUGCGCUCAUUUUUACAGUUUUGACUUUUCUAUCAUCAGUAGCAAAGGUGUUAUGAAGCCCUCAGAUCUGUUUAGAAAAAUGUCUUCGAUUUUGGGCACCUCUAGUUUUUACUCAAUUAUACAUAGAAUAGGUUUUGCUGUUCAUUUUUUUGUUUUGUUUUGUUUGUUGAAUGAUGCAGGCUUUUGUGCUCCCUAUGAGUUUAGAGUAGUGCAUUACAGUAAUUUAUCCUGUCAUUUUAGCAUUGUAAAAUACAAUGAAAUGAAAAGCAUCAGUUGCUUGUUCUUGUCUAUGGAGCGAUGAUAUCAUACACCCAAUUUAUUGUAAACUGAAUUUCAUGAGAUGCAAUGUUUGCGUUUAGUUUUUGUUGGCACUUGUUGCCUUCAAAUAUACUACCUGUCUGUGGAGUAUAAUGACAUUACAUUUUUCUUCCUCACAUAGUUGUUUUUUUUUUUUUUAAUGAAGUGCUUUGCUGAAUAAGUAGUUUUACGACGGACGGAGGCUGGUUAUGCUGUGUCUUGUGCCUUAUACAUCUUCGAAACUCCACAUCUGGUUCCCUUCGUGACCAAAGGUGCUCUUAUAGGGUUUCUACUUCCAUCUGUUAACUUGAUCUCAUGGGUGUUGAUGGUGGUGGCGGUGACGACGGUGUGCACAACAUGGACGCCGAUAUGCCGAUGACGGUCAGCGUUCAUUCAGAAAUCUUGCUGUAAACAGUUUGUAUAUAAAAUCUGUUACUCAA